Molecule: messenger RNA, 2490 nt
Organism: Pseudomyrmex gracilis
Lineage: Eukaryota; Metazoa; Arthropoda; Insecta; Hymenoptera; Formicidae
Exons: 12
Coding region: 559-2406 (615 amino acids)
Molecular function (GO): metal ion binding
Source: RefSeq, a predicted model, not a curated record
AUAGGUACAACGAAAAGUUUGCGCGAAAGUACUACUAUUGAAAAACUUAAACAGUUUCACAAAAAAUUCUAUAGACCUGAAAACUUGACUAUAUUGAUAACGGGUAAAAUAAAACACGAUCAAAUUUUCCAAGCAUUACUGCCUUUAGAACAAAAAAUACUGUCGGAGAAAAGAAAAGAUAUAUUCAAGAAACCUUGGCAAAUUCCGAUUGAACAACUUAAGGAAAGCGUCGAAGUGGACGUCGCUGUACCAUCCCCUGGCAAUACAUAUGAUUCGGUGUAUGUUGCUUGGCAAGGACCUUCGCCAAUUACUCAAAUAUACGACUAUCGCGGUUGUCUUUUACUCCUAGAAUAUCUCACACAGACAAGCAGUAGUCCGUUGACAAAAGAUUUUGUUAAAAAAAAUAAACUUUCCUGCACUAUUCAAUGCCGUUCGUUCAGAUGGCCAGUUUCGGUCUUAAAUAUCAUUUUUAAGGACGUACCAAUAGACAAAAUCAAUCUGAUCACAAAAACUUCAGUUCAUGAAAUAUUUAACGAUUUAUAUACCAAUGGUAUAAAUAUGGAAACGAUGAAAACUGUGAUUCAUCGAUUAAUUCUACACUACAACAUUAUCCUCGAAAAUAAUCCGCAUGACAAUAUCGCAUCCGUAGUAUUUGAUCAUAUAAUAUACGGAAAUACCACUAAUUUGGAUCAAAGUUUAAAUAAUAUACGCGAUCUCGAGAAAUUGAAAGUCGAACCUGAAGAAUAUUUUCUACAUCUUCUCAAAACUUAUUUUGUCGACGCACCGAUAGUUGUUGUAAGAGGCAAGCCCAGUUUAGACGAGUAUCGUAAGUUACAAGAAGAAGAAAAACAUAUAGCUGAGCAAAUCGCGAAGUUAGGCAUAAAUUGUUUAGAACAGAAAAAAAAAGAGCUUCAGCAAGCUAUCAAAGAUUGUAACUUUGUGCCUUACAAAGUAAUUACGAAGNUGCCUGAACUUGACACAGAUUCCAUCAUCUUUCAUGACAUUGAAAGGUAUAACACUGAAACACUCAAGCAACAUCCUAAACUAGAUGUUACAAAACUGCCAUUGUUUACUCACUUAGAUCAUGUUAAUACAAAUUUUGUUUAUUUACAAGUUAUUAUAGACACUUCUUAUCUUAAUGCAAAAGAUAGAUACUAUAUUCCGUUAUUGAAUGAACUAAUCACAGAAUCCCCGGUGAAAAGAGAAAAUCAGCUAAUUCCUUACGAAAAAAUAAAAGAUUUAUUAGCAGCUGAUACUAUAAGAUGUAAAUCUCAUUUUGGUAUUAAUAUUAACGGAAACUACAGUAAUAGUAUAUCUUUAGUGCUUCAGGUUGAAUUACAGAAUUAUGAAAAAGGUGUACAAUGGUGUAAAGAGCUUUUAUAUGAUUCUAAACUAACGGCCAAAAGAUUAAAAAAAGUAGUAACACAAUUAAUACGCAAAUUUGAAAGUUAUACAAAAGGAGAGAAUCUUGUAAAGACUUUACUGGACAUAGUGUUAUACCAAAAAGACACUAACCAGUUUACAUGCAACACCUUACGGCAGUACACUUUUUAUAGUGAUAUUAUGGAUAAUUUAGAUAUUGAUGGUGUCCAAAAUUACUUAAUAACGGAAAUCGAAUCUGUUCGAAAACUACUGAUUUCACCGAAGAAUAUGUUUGUAUAUAUGGCCGUAAAUGUCGAUAAAUUAACAGAACAAGUUUCAGAUGUUUAUGCUCCAUGGAAUAAAUACUUUUCAGAUCUGGUGACUUCAGAAAAACCAAAACCUAACAUCACCGCUGAUUGGGAACUACUUAAAUCUUUUGAUUGGUUGAUCUACAACGGGUCUAUUCUCGGAUUAGAACAUAUAAAUUCUACAUUCUUUGCCCAAACUUGUCCGUGCAUAAAUAAUGUUCAACAUGCCGAUUUUCCAGCUUUGAUUGUCUGCGUGAAGUAUUUUAUACAAAUAGGAGGACCUAUGUGGAAAACAACUAUAAACAAAGCGACUAGCUACAACCUUCACGUGUCACCGGACGAGGGACUUUUAUGGAUGGAGCUUUUUCAUGCAGACAUAUUAUCAGUAUACAAGGACUUGAAGUUGAUUGCAGAAACGCAUAUUGCCAAAACCAAAUGGAACCAAUAUCUUUACGAAUCAGCUAAAUCGUUAGCUAUCUUGAAUUGUGUGAACGAAGCAAACAACAUAGUACAACACAUAUCCGCCGUUACUAUGGAUGACAUGAACCGUGUGAGAGAUUUAUACAUCAAACCAUUGUUUAACCCGAGAAAAUGCAAAACUGCCAUUGUGUGUAAUAUUUCCAAAGUCGCCGAAAUAGAGAGUGCUUUCCACAAAAUGAAUUUCAGUCUUAAAGUAUACAAAAGUCUGGAAGAUCUAAAGGCAUAUGUUGAAAGAGUAAUCUAUAGAAAAUUUUGAAAUGAGUANUGAUAAAAGGAUGUGUCCAGUAAAAAAUUGUUAUAUAGGUGUAAAACUUAUAUAUCUUGAUGUGACAUAUAAAAA